Messenger RNA from Caenorhabditis elegans, 766 nucleotides. RefSeq names its product DUF1525 domain-containing protein. Lineage: Eukaryota; Metazoa; Nematoda; Chromadorea; Rhabditida; Rhabditidae. The transcript has 3 exons. The record is from RefSeq and is marked reviewed. The coding region runs from base 66 to 632 and encodes 188 amino acids.
CAUGAGCCUAGAAACGCUAUAUAAAAGGUGUCACCAUAUUUCUUUUAUCAUAUUCGAUUCCGAAAAUGCAUCUGAAUCUUCUAGCUAUCUCCGCUCUUUUUGGAGUGAUUGCAUGCAGCGGAUACGGCGGCGACAUCACCUACAAUAAUCAUAAUAACUUCCACGUUUUACAUGAUCGACAUCAUCGCAGUCAUCACUCUCGUAGCAACAGCAGAGACAGUGAUGAGAAAUGGGAAUGUCGUCGUCUUGGUGUUUUCAAUUCGCCAAAUCCAUUAACUAACCCGUUGUUAUCUGCUCCAAAGAUUGCUUAUUUCAAUCGUAAUGGAAAAGAAUACGCAAUUGCUGUGUGCGAAAAUCCACAGAUUCAAAUUCUUGUCGGAAAAUCAAGAGGAGCUUCACCAGACUUUACUCAAACUAGAGACUAUGCAGUUCUCUCAGCAAGCAGCAAAUCUGGAUUGACUUUUAAAUGCAACAGACGUCAUGAUCGGUAUGAAGCUGUCAACUUGGUUACUGGAAGCAUGGCCCGCAUCGAAGCACUCGCUUGUAUUACUGUUGCUCAAAACGACACAGCUGCGGUAGCUAUAGUUAAUGGAAUUGUUGGCCCUCUGCAGGCAGCCGGACUCCAUCUUUAAAAUAAUUGACAUUUCUUAUAAGGCUUCUUUAUAAAAGAUGAAUACAGUUUAUGGAAGGUUUUAUAUGCAGUUGUUCAUGGUACUUUCUGAGUUUUUUUUUCAGUUUUUGAAUUUAAUACAUUUCUGUAAUAGUA